Mytilus trossulus (common blue mussel) is the source of this 8389-nucleotide messenger RNA. RefSeq lists its product as uncharacterized. The transcript has 40 exons. NCBI's taxonomy places the organism in Eukaryota, Metazoa, Mollusca, Bivalvia, Mytilida, Mytilidae. The record is from RefSeq and is a predicted model, not a curated record. Gene Ontology annotation, molecular function: phosphatase binding. The coding region runs from base 415 to 6975 and encodes 2186 amino acids.
UUUUGGCCACCAGACGAAAAGUUGGCGCAGGAAAUAAAACGAAAGUGAAAGAAGCGUGUUUUUACAAGUUUACCGGCAUAAAUAGUUGUUUUGAUAACAACAUUUGUAAUUGGGUUCUGCUAAACAGCUAUUGUUGACUUGAAGUAAAUAGUAUGGUAGAUUUAAUGAGAUACCAACAUGACGACCAACAAGAAUAUAACAGCAUUAAAUACAAACUACCAGGUACACAGAAGUCCUUCUAAUGAGAAAAAGUUUGAUGGAAAUUCAGCAGAUUUAGUUUGGAUUUUAUAAUCACUGGGCUUUUGACAGGAUACUAUGGUGCUAAUAAAAAGAGAAUUCCUUUAUGUCAUGACAAUAUGAGAAAAACACGAUGACAGUCAGCAGAGAAAUGUAGUUUAAAUCAAAGAUAAGAAAAUGUAUAAGGAAGACAAAAGAUACCCGUUUCCUGAUUUAAAGAAACGUCUUGAUGGAGGGAAAACCUACAUUUCACACAGGAAGGACAGGGAUCCAGUCAGUAAAUUAAGUCAUGGAAUACGUCGUCUGGAAAAUAGAAUAUAUCGUUAUGAUGUAGAACAAAGGAGAUUAAUGGACGAAGAAUUUGAAAAUCAAGACUUUGUGCGGAAAAAAUUACAAUUCACUGAUGAUGAAGAUGAAACAGGGUUGGAUUUUACUGAUAAAAUUGCAGCUUUGAGGUCAAUUUUAAAAAGACCUCAAGGUCAAAAUGAUUACCAAAAUGAUGAAAUAAAUGGUGAUGCUGAUUUUGUUAGUCCAAGAUUACUUGGUGUAGAUGCUAAAAAUAGUAAAAAGAAGAGGAGUCUACAAGAAAGACAAGAAGAGGGAAAUGUAACGAAGAAACAAGUAGACGAAGAAUUAGCUAAAAUGUCUUAUCAAAAUUAUGAAGCUAUGCAACAUCUAGAAAAAUACUCUGGACUGUUAACAAGUGUUGGUAAUAAAAUUAAUAGGAAGAAAGAUCCAUCACCUAAAACAAAACUAGUGCAAGAUAACAUGGAAUUUGUUUUGAGUGGAAAAGACAAUCAUAAAUUGACCUCAAAUGGAUUAGAUUCAAAGUUCAAGGAUUUGGACCAAGUGCCCGAACGUGAUAAAGCAACUACUUGUAUAUAUAUUCAUAAUUACGAAUCCUCUCCAAAGUGCCAAAAUUGCCAUAGUAAUUUAUUAUGUAGAAAUUGCCCAGAUCAUAGCAGAUGCCAUAACUGUAUUCAAAAUAGUUCCUAUUCAAGUCGGCAAGGAAAUUUGACUUGUCCAAAAUGUUAUGCUCCUUUACUUGAAAAUGGUGCUUCUUUUGAUAACCCUUUGAGUUCUAGUCAAAGGAGUUCAAAGUUCAUUCAAAGUAAUGUGCCUCAUUUUGAUCCUUCAUGGGACGGAAUAAGUUAUGACGGGGAAAAUCAUAAGGGCAAGUAUUUAAGUAAGGAGAAAAAGAGAAAUGACAGAAAAAAUGAUAAGGAUUCUAGUCAUGUGAUUCAGAGCAAUCUGAAGCAAAGGACGUCUAGAAAAAGUAGUGAAAAAUCACAUAAAUCAAAACACACUUUUGAUAAUAAUUUAAAACAAUGUGAUCCAGGUGCUAUGACACUUGAUGAUUUAAGAGAACCCCCUAAAUCUGAAAAACAGAGAUACAAUCAGAGAGAGAAAUCAAAGACGAGAUAUUCAUCUGUGGAAAGAAAAACUAAAUCUAAAGCUAGAAAAAAAUUAGAGGAUGAAUUUGAAAGUUCUGAUUCAUCUCUCAAAGAAAAUUUUCCAAAUGGUAAAAAAAUCAAAAGCGAUGAUUCUUCUAGUCAUAAAUCAAAGUUUUCUGAUUCUCAAGAAAAAAGAUUAAAAUCAAAAGUUGAGGAAUUAUUUGGACUUCCUACUGGAGUUAUCGACCUAAAAAUUCCCAAGCAUUUACAAAAUAGUGGCCAUGGAAUAUCAGAGGAAAUUCAAAGAGAGAAAACUCAACAUUUAGGACAGAUACCAAAUGGAUUACUUCCCUUUUCUGAUAAUGAUGGCAGGCUAUCAGAUGGUAUAAGUGUUGAUGGGUCCAAUAAAUCAUCUGGUUCCCAGUCCUCAACUAUCCUGGCCGUAGAAUUACUACGGAAACUGUACAAUGUAGACACAAAAACCAGGGAAGAACUAAUAUUGAAAGCAAAAUGUUUUAGAAGAUGGUUGGAGAAUGUAAGAAGUUCUGCAUUGAAGGGUCAUGGGGUCAGCUUGGAGAAUGUAAAUUCUACUGAACAUGCCCAGUUGAUAGAGACAGCAAACUAUGGUGUUUGUUUACAGAGGGCAGAAAUUUUCAACAGAGAGCACCUUUUAAAACGGAUGCUAAAAACCUGGAGACGGAGAUGGAUAUCCCAUGCUGGAGAGAGAGCUGCCUAUACUCUCCACAAACAACACACUCUAAGGAAAGGAAUGAAUGCAUUCAAAUGGGCCAUCAGUAGGUCAAGGAUACAGAUAGAGAUUUUACAAUCCAGAGCUAGAGGUGCUCUCAUCAAUGCUACAUUUGUAAAGUGGAAGACAAGAGCUGAAGCUAAUAUAAAGAUGAGACUGGAGAUGUCAUUUGCCAGAUGGCGUGUAUUUACCUCAGAAUCACAAAAAAAGGACCUUAAAUUUAAUGUGGAGCUUUCAUUGGUGAAGAGAUUGAGAAAUGCUUUAGACAAAAAGUUACUGCAUCAGUCGCUAUAUCAAUGGAGUUGUCGAUUCCAGAUGAGACUGAAAGAGAAUGCAGCAGACCAUUACUUCAGGUCCUGCUUGUUAAAUCAAGCAGUAGAAUAUUGGAAACAGUUUACAACAUUGUCUAAAGAGAAGAAAUCUAAAAUGGAGAUUGCUAUGAAGCAACAUAACAGAAAACUGGUGAAGCAGACAUUUAAAACAGUUACUGUUGUAUACCACAAACACAGGGUGGCCAGGGAACAUCAUAGGACUGGAACAUUACACCAAGUAUUGACAGCCUGGCUACAUGUGACACAGAUCCUCAAGCAGGAAAGACAUAGAGAUAUGUUAGUCAGUAUAGAGCGCUGGACCAUGACUACUUUACAGAGCUCCUUUACUCAGUGGAGAGAGCACCUGCUAACACAGAGAGCUCAGAAAGCAUCACACAAAAAACUUGUCAGAAAUGCUUGGAAAAUAUGGAAGAUACAAUGGGAGACAAAUGUCCACGAGAGGAUUGAAAUAGAGGGUAAAAUUCGUCAUGAUGUUCUACAGGAGACAUUCGAGACCUGGAAAGAUAAUGUGGCUAGACUUAAGAAAAGAAGACAUGGUGCUGAGGUGUUUAUACAGAGGGCGCUAGUCAGACAGGUCAUUGAAGCUUGGCAUCAACAUACUAGUCAUCGUAAAAUGAUCAGAUCAAGGAAAGAGAGAAAGAGAGCCUUCAAGAGAGUAUUUGUACACAGAAUGAAUGAGGCUGUCCAAGUUAAAUACAUGUCAAUUUGGAAGAAAAGAUUUGAAGAUAAACUGGACUUACACAGAGCUAAAAGUUUCUGGUCCAAUACUUGUGCUAGGAAGGCAGCUGUGGUAUGGAGAACAGUUUGUCAUCAUAGGUUGUUAGAUAGAUUACUGGUAACAUCAGAACCACAUCGACAACUUUGUCUUCAGAAAGUCAUGUUUGACAGAUGGAAGGAAGCAAAGAGAAAGAUAGAUGAAGAGAAACAUAAAGCAGACGUAACGAGAGCCAUCUUGGAGACAUCACUUCUGAAACAACAUUUCAUCAAAUGGAAAGAGGCAGCAGAACAGAGGUUAAAGAUCAGACCUAUGUUAAUGAGACGACAAGGUUCACUGUUGUCAGAGACAUUUCUUUCAUGGCAUGGUUUGGUGCAGCAUAAAUCUGAAUGUAGAAAGAACAAAGUUCUGUGUGACAGGAAGAAAUUAAGAGCUGCUUUUGUUGACUGGAGAAAACAAUAUUUGAUCCAUCAAUUGGAGGUCAAGAUCAAAGCCAAGACCUCAACCAAUCAGCUGAGGCGUUGUAUAAUUGGUUGGUCUGCUGUUAUCAAGAGGAAGCAUUCUGCUGUUAAAUUCCACAAUCAACAGAUGGUAAAACAACUGUUCUAUUGCUGGAGAGGAAAAGCUUUUGAUCAAAUAAAGGACAAACAUGAAACUAAAGAAACCAAGGAACUUAAUAUGUAUUUGAUGAGAGAAUACUUUAAGUUGUGGCAUAAAAAUGUACAUCAGCAAAUACCAGAAAGAGAGGAGGCAAUACAGUUGAUGGAACAGCAGAGGGCAAACUUUAAGGUCAAGUCAUCUUUCCAGUCCUGGCGGAGACUUUUCAGAGCAACAAUUGUGGCAAGAGAAAACCAGAAGUUGUUGGUGAGAAGACAACUACAGAAGAUUAUCACAGAAUGGCAUGAUAUGACAAACUACAGUGUUAAAGAUGCUAUACAGAAGUUUGCUGUACAGCUAGGAUUACAGUCCCCAGAUGGGACCCCUGAAGGAUCUGUUGCUCUAGUUGACCAGUUACAGAACUUGACAGAUUUUGAUCAUACCGACCCUCUCUGGAGCUCCUUUACAUCACCAGCUCUUGGUACACCAAGGAGUAGAAGAAUGAGUUCCAGUCGAAUAGCUGUGGACUAUGACCCAGAUCAUAAACCUUCCAUGGCUGACACAUCUUUCUUGGACAAUAGAUUUGCUAUAGAACAUGCUGUCAGAACACAGAGGAUGAGGGAAAUUGUGACAAUGUUUAUCAAAAGAUUACGAUUCUGGCCUCUUAGUAAUGUAUUUGACCAGUGGAAGGAGUUUACAGCACGUCAGCGAGAGAUGAAGGCUGCCACUAAACAAGUGAAGGAACUACAUGUACAACUUCAGCAGAAAACGGUGUUCAGGAUAUGGAGAGAAACUUAUGAUGGAAGUUCUAAAGCUAAAGUUCAAAGUAAUUCCUCAUUACAAAGGAGAGUAUUUGAUGCUUGGUAUGACUUCAAAUGUCACAGUAAAUACAAGAAGAAGUUAUCUGCCCUUGCUCUACAUCAUAACUCAAUGAAGAUCUUCAGACAGAUAUUUCCUAUGUGGUUUGAAAAGGCAAAAGAGAAAAGACAUACAGAGAGGAUAGUCCAUCUGUGGUCAACAACAACUCCAGAGGAACAAGCUCUACUUCCAGUAGAGAGUUCUGUUAAAGGGAGAAUACAAAAUAAAACUCUCAAGAAAUGCUUUGCUAUCUGGAGCUUAAAGUACCAACGAAUUACAAAACUGAAAAAUGCAUAUCAUAGGAUUGUUCUCGAAAGAUGUCUACAUAUAUGGUUUGAUUGGUCGAGUCUGAAGAAAGAACAAAGAGAGAAAUGUAAUGAGUUUAAUACAAGAAGAUUACAAACACAGAUGUUCAAAACCUGGUGUGUGAGACAGAAACAGAUGACCUCUGUGAACAGGAAGCACCAAGAAUCUUGGGAAAUAUAUCAAUCAGAAAUUCUUCAAGUUUGGCACCAAUGGUCUAAAGCUAACAAGAAAAGGAGAGUAUUAUCUCAGAUAGUGACACACAUCAGACAGAGGAAUACAUUAUGUAGGAACUUUGUAAUAUGGAGAGAACAGACACAAAAACUACAACUAGCCUCUAAACUGUAUAAUCUCAAAUUAGUACAAAAAGUUGUCAUUGGCUGGCAUGAUGUCGCACAUACAAAGAAACAGCUAAAACAGAAAGUUCUCAACUUCCAAGUCAAGUCAUAUACCAAACUGGUAAUAAGGAUGUUUAAAACUUGGCAUGGUGCUUACGUGGACAGAUUACAGGAGUAUGAGGAACAUGAACAAUAUGUACAGCGUGUAGCUCUACAGAUGGCAAGAACAUGGAGAUAUAAAGCUCAAAAAGCUAGAGGGCAAAGGUUACUUCAGUAUCGCCAACAACUAGAGAUGAAGAAAUACUUUGAAAGAUGGCGUUACAACUAUGAAAGAAAUCUAGAGAGAGAACAUCAGUUGAAGAAACUUGUCGAUCGUAAAAAUUGGCAGCUUAUGGGAGCCUACAUGGAUAGUUGGAAGACUUCACUCCUGGCUAAACAGGCUAUCAGAUUAUAUAACAUGAAACUUACAGGAACAGUUCUGCAUUACUGGCACACAUUUACACAGAAAUCAAAGAGAAGAUUAGAAGUAUGUGCUGCCUACAAAGAAGCCUUAUCACAGAGACAUGUAAAAUCUUACUUUGUAUACUGGGUCAACAUGCAUAGAGCACAGAAAUCAGUCCAGGGACACUUCCAUCUCAAACUACAGAUUCAAGUGCUAAGAUCCUGGCGUGAUUAUACCAGGAGACAACUUCAUUUAAAGAGACUUGGAGCAAUAAUGACAUGUAAGGUCAAUAAACGGAUCGUCGGUGAUGUGUGGAUGUCGAUGAAAUGUCAGUUUGAUUACUACAACUCUCUCACUGAAACAGCAGAAAAGAUAGCAGAACAAAAAGAUGUAGAAUGUGUACAUAGUGCUUUACAUGUCUGGAGAGAGAGAUUAAACCGAGUCAUUGCUAGGCGAUGCUAUCACCUUUUGUUAGCACGUAGAGGGGUUAGGAAAUGGAGGCAGUUUGUAGCCAGGAAAAAUUUGGAAAGGAAAAUAGAUGAAGAGAAAAUGGACAAAGCUGUUAAUCAUCACAACAGAAAGAUAUGUUCUAUAGCCAUGGAAGCCUGGUUAAAUGAAAUGAAAGUUGUACAUCAUAUACAGUACCGCAAAAAGAAACUACUAAACAAAUUUGGGUCUCUUUGGAAGUACAGAGUGGAUUUAAUAUAUACAGCCAAAUGUGUUGAAAGUGAGAAUUUGAUGAAGACUGCCUGGAGAAGAUGGCGAGUGGAGUAUGCUAAGACAAUGCCUUUGACAAAAAUAGAGAACUUUGAGACCAAACAUUUGAAAUCCACAGUCUUUUAUGCCUGGAAGGACUGGUAUUUGAGAAAAAAGAGGUCUAAGAUUGCAAUGAAGAGAAGUCCAUCCCUAAACCAUUUGCAGAUGUCAAGGAGCUCAUCAUCAGAAUCAUUCUCAGCCAGACCAUCACAGAUUCCUAUGCCUGUAUACAGAGACAAUCAGGGAAAUAGUUAAUAUACUGCUGGGCGACAUUAAUUACCAGGGAAAUAGUUAAUACAUUGAAGGGCGACAUUAAUCAUCAGGGAAAUAGUUUAUACAUCACAAUCUGUAUAUAAAUCUGUUCAUUUAACGUAAAGUCUAAGUGAUUACUAGAACUAAUAGUAUAAGAUUGAAAAUAUUGUUAACCUAUGAGUGGGUGAAAGUGAGAUAUUAAAGAUUAACAUAUGUACAACCUAGAAUGGACUUUCCCAAAACCUGUUGUGUGUGUUUGUUAAUGGUUUUACAUGUAUGAUUCUAGACAGAAAAACUUGUGAUACAAUAUUAUUUUUCUGUAUUGAUUGUAAAUUAUUUUUCCAAAUGCCAGUUUUAUCAGGGUUAGAUUUUAAAAAAAAAUUGACUAUAACUAACACUCUUCCAUUCAAACAUGCUAGACUUCUAAGGAGUGCAUUACAAACCUCUCAUAGAUGAUAGGUGAUUUUUUGCUGAAUUUUAUUAUGAAAAUUAGUCUUUUAUCAGUAACAGUGGAUACUUUAAAAAGAUUUUGUGUUUACAUUCCUUUGGUGUGAAUUAUUGUGAAAGGAGUAGUACCGAUAUGUGAUAUUAAGUGCUAAUUAGUACAAGCCACAACUUAAAGUUGUUAACAAAGUGUGCCAAAAUAAGUUUGGACAAAGUUGUCUCCCCCUUGUCUGUGAUAUAUUUUUAAUACUUGCUCAUAGCUGCUAAAUAUAAAUUUAGAAUUAUAAAUGUAUAAAGAAUUUUUGUUAUGUUGUUUGUAAAUUUUGAUAAUUUAUUUUAUUUAUUUUGUUAGAUAUUAAUUUAUUUAUUGAUUGAGUUUGUGAUAGUCAUAUGCCAUAUAUUUUAUUUCAUGCAUUAUUCAGGGUUUUAGAAGACUUCUUGUUUUAUGGAGAACAAUUUGUGAUUUUGCUAUAAGGAAAUGUCUCUGAAAGGAGCUUAUAAAAGAUAGUUUUAGUUUUCAACAUCGAGAACAAUUUGUGAUUGCUAUAAGGAAAUGUCUCUGAAAGGAGCUUAUAAAAGAUAGUUUUAGUUUUCAACAUCAAUCAAAUCAAAAUGUCUUUGACUGAAAUCAACAUAUCAAAUGCAAUGCAUUAUGAUACAAAUCAAUUUUAAUUUGUUUUCUAAAUUAAAUUUGUAAAGUUUUAUGACCUGCACUUAUUUCAAAGUUUGAUAUGAUUUUGAAUUGUUUGCAAUGCACUAGAAAUGUGAAAUAGUUUGAAAUUUAUAGCUUUUUAAGAUUUCAAAUGUUUAGGUUUUACUAAAUGCACAUUGGUAUUUGAUUGGUCAAUAUGAAUACAAUGUAAUAUUAUAUGCAGGUUAACAGUGUGAUAAACUGCUGACAAUACAUAACACUUGUAUGCAAGUUGGUGCUUUUAAGAUACUUGAUGAAGAGAAAAUAAAAAUAUAAAUUUAA